This is a messenger RNA of Pistacia vera, 1071 nucleotides long. RefSeq names its product OVARIAN TUMOR DOMAIN-containing deubiquitinating enzyme 3. The record is from RefSeq and is a predicted model, not a curated record. Gene Ontology annotation, molecular function: cysteine-type deubiquitinase activity. Gene Ontology annotation, cellular component: nucleus; cytosol. The coding region runs from base 70 to 846 and encodes 258 amino acids. Gene Ontology annotation, biological process: protein deubiquitination; endoplasmic reticulum unfolded protein response. Lineage: Eukaryota; Viridiplantae; Streptophyta; Magnoliopsida; Sapindales; Anacardiaceae. The transcript is spliced from 8 exons.
UGCGGUCUGAUUUCUCCUUUUUUUUUCACUUCAGUCUUCCUUUACUUCUCUCUCGUCUCGUAGCUAUUCAUGGCGGACAAACCUGUAAACCAGAAUUUUCUUGAGCAGCUGAGAAAUGGAACUGCUAAGUUCGAGCUUGUCUCUACGCCUGUUGCUUCAAUUUCAAAUCCUAACUCCCAAAAAACAUAUACCAUGGCGUUCCAUAGAGACAUCAGCCGUUUAUUCUUUGCUAGAAUCGGACCACCACUUUUUGUUUCAGUUAAUUUUGGAAUGGAGUUCAACCUCUUAAGCCUAAUUCUUUUAUCAUUUGUGACAUCUGCGCUUAUUUUGUUUAUUAGAGGAGGAGGUCCAGCAAUGAAAAAAGUUGAGCGUUAUUCAGUUCAAAAGGUUACUGGGGAUGGGCGCUGUCUAUUUAGAGCAUUGGUUAAAGGGAUGGCUUUAAACAAGGGUAUCCCUCUUAACUCAAGCCAAGAGAGAGAUAAUGCGGAUGAAUUACGAAUGGCUGUAAAGGAGGUUAUAUGUGAUAAUGGUAGUGAACGCCGGCAGUAUGAAGAGGCAUUAAUUGCAAUUACGGUUGAUGAGUCCUUGAAACGUUACUGCCAGCGCAUUGACAGAUCUGAUUUCUGGGGAGGAGAGUCAGAACUACUGGUGUUGUCAAAAUUGUGUAGUCAGCCCAUCAUUGUUUACAUACCGGAGCAUGAGCAUAAAAGGGGUGGAGGGGGCUCUGGUUUUAUUCCAAUUGCAGAGUAUGGAGCUGAGUUUCACAAAGGUUCAAUAAAAGGAAAACCCAGGAAGGUUGUUAGGCUCCUGUACAGUGGUAGAAACCAUUAUGAUCUGCUUAUCUGAGAUUUUACUAUGAGAGGAGGAAAGAAAUAGUGACAUUUACCACCAAAGGAAAAUGCUCCAAUUUUGUACUCGAAGAUGUUGAAUCUUACUAAUUUUCUUAUUUGUUUUAAAAAAGUGAAAACAUACUCACUCUUAUGAAUCAAUUUGAGAAAUUUUGUUCAAAGAUCCCAUGAAGCAAAUUGAGUUCGUUUGAUUUGAAAUUCACACAUUUUUAUUCAGGAAUUA